Molecule: messenger RNA, 4305 nt
Organism: Chelonia mydas (Green sea turtle)
Lineage: Eukaryota; Metazoa; Chordata; Testudines; Cheloniidae
Gene: LRRC45
Product: leucine rich repeat containing 45
Exons: 16
Coding region: 1419-3209 (596 amino acids)
Cellular component (GO): centrosome
Molecular function (GO): protein binding
Source: RefSeq, a predicted model, not a curated record
GCCUUCAACACCGAGAAAGCAACUGAGGAGGGCACAGAGGUGCAGAUCUCAUGGGAAUUUAGGAUGGAAAGACCCGAUGGUCCCAUGCAGGCCACCAACAGAAGGGACCAGUGCAGGGUUGUUCCCUGUCACACAAGUCCUAAUGCGGUGCCUGUCCAUUGUAAUUGCCUCACUUGAUGGGACUCACAGCUCUCCUCUUAGGGAGACUGCUUGGUAGAACUCACGGGCGGGAAGGUUUUCCUAGUAAUCCGUUGCUAAGGCCUUGUCUACAUGCAGAAAUUGCAUACUUUUAAUAUAAAAUUGUUUUUUAAACUGAUUCAUUUAAACUGGUGCAAACUCCUGUGGACACGCUUAUUUUGGUUUAAUAAUGACUUAGUUCAGUUUACUUUAAAACUGUUGCUAAUUGACUAUGCAUGACAUCUGUUUUAAUCCGAAGUGUGUCCACAUAGCCUUUUGCACCAGUUUAACUAAAUCUCUUUAAAGUCCCACAUUAACUGCACUCUGAUCUACACUUAAAAUUCAGACUAACACGGCUACCACUCUGAAACUUAAAAUUUAGAUCACCUAGUAUGUUGCUCAGGGGAGUGGAAAUUCACACCGCUCAGCACUAUAGUUAAAUCGACCUAAUCCUCAAUGUAGAUGCAAAUUCUUCUGUUGACCUAGCAACUGCUGCUUGGGAGGUGGAUUAACUACACUGACGAAGAAACCCUUCCAUCAAUGCAGAAAGUGUGUGCCCUGUGGCACUACAGCUCUGGUGCUCAUCAUGUAGACACUGCCUACAACUGGUUCAACUUUCUCAUAUAGACUAGCCCAUCUUUACUUACUCAUGGGCAAUUAUUACUGUGUGUCUCCCUCUUAGCUACUGCUUGGUCAAGCUAGACAUAUUUAGGUCUUUUAAUGUUUCAACAUCAGUGAGGGAGUCCCCUGGUUAUCUGAAUUGCUCUUCUGUGAAGUCCCUCCAAUUUGUCAAUAUCUUUCCACUAACAUGAUAUGGAGAACUGAACACAUUAUUAUACCAGAAUUGCAUGUGAAAGGGACUAUCUGCCCUGGGUCUAUCAUAUGUGGCCUUUAUGUAUACAGCGCAAAAUUGUGUUUAAAAAAUACUAGCAAAGCAGAAUCUGGGUUCUGAUUGAGUACUACCUACACAUAUGCAUUGCAACACUGACAAUCAAGCUUGAGUUAUGGGGGGGUGUGUGUGUGUGUGUGUGCAGAACAGUGGGAUCUGGAGCCCCUGGAUAGUUCACACUUCCCACAGGUCCUCAGGGGAGAGUGUUAACAAAAGAUUUAUUUAAAAAAACCAAAACAAAACAUAAAGACAGCCUUCUGCUAGGACAUGGUAUCAUUCUGAGUCAGUUCCCAAACCCAUCCAUCGUGCCUUGCUCUGCUGUCAGAUGAGCCCUUCCUGGUGAAAAGUCGAAAUGGCCACAAGAUGCCAAGAGUCUGAGGCUACCUUCUUAUCACAGGGGAAUAACCUGCGAGCUCUGGGUGCUGAGGCUUUAGGGAAACUCCUGAGGCAGAACAAAUCCAUCAGAAGCCUCACCUUGGAGUGGAACAGCCUGGGAAUGUGGGAGGAGGGCUUUUCCCUCUUCUGCCAGGGACUAGGAGCCAACCGCUUCCUCCAGUGGCUGGAUCUGCGCAAUAACCAGAUUAACCACCAGGGGGCAGGAGAGCUGGCCUUGGCCCUGAAAUGCAAUUCCAGUCUACGGGAGCUGGAUUUGCGUUGGAAUAACAUUGGGCUCCUGGGGGGCCGAGCGUUACUGAGCUGUCUGCACAGCAACAAGACCUUGAGGAGGCUGGAGCUGGCUGGGAACAACGUCCCCAGUGACAUCCUAAAGGCUGUGGUUCUCUCUGUGUCAGAACAAGCCAUGGAUCAUAACCAGGAUCGCCAGACCAUUCUUGCUGAGAACCACAGCCGGACACGCGUGCUCAGUAAGGAAGUGUUUAGUCUGAAGGAGGAGAAGGCUAAGCAGUUCCUGGAUUUGAUGGACACUAUUGAUAAACAGAGAGAAGAAAUAACCAGGAGCAGCAGGACAUCAGCAGCACGAGUUGGCCAGUUACAGGAAGCCCUGAAUGAGCGGCAGUCUGUCAUGAAUUCACUAAAAGCCAAACUGCAGAUGACUGAAGCUGCAUUAGCUCUGUCUGAGCAGAAAGUGCACAACCUGGGAGAGCUUCUGAGUGCCACAAAGCAGGAGCAAGCCAGCAUGGCCGAGUGCCAAUUGAAGGAGCUCCGGCAGCAAAAACAGGAAGCUUCUGAUCGGGAAACAAACCUUCUCCAGCAACUAUCUGCUGCCAAUGAGAAAAACCUGCUUUUAAGAAACCAGGUGGAUGAGCUAGAGAGAAGGUGCAAAGCCCAGCAGGACCAACUGUUCCAGGUGAAGCAAGAUUUGACAAACACAACAGCAGAGCUGAAACUGCGAGUUGUGCAGGCAGAGGAACGCCUUGAAAUGGAGAAGAAGAGAUUUAAACAGGGCCUGGAAGAUAUGGAAUCCCUUCGACUGAAAGAGGUGGAUCACAUGACACAUCACAUGGAGGCAAGUGAGCACUCCAUGCAGGAGAGAAUCCAGAGGCUGGAAGCCACCCGGAUUGGGCUGGAGGAGGAGCUGAGCCGAGUCAAAGCAGCGGCAUUUGCUGAGCGAGGUCAGGCAGAGGAGGAGUUAAUCAAAGUCCGGGGCCAGGCCAGGCUGGAAGAGCAACAGCGCCUGGAUCACUUGGAAGAGAAGCUACGGCUGAUGACACAGUCACGUGAUGAAGCUCAGAACUACUGCCUUCAGCAGAAGCAGGCAGUGGGAGAGGCACAGGCCAAGCUCAGCCAGAUGACCCUGCAAACCGAAGGGCUCAAGAGGCGCAUGGAGGAACUACAACAGGACCUGAGCGGCAAGGAGCAGGAGAAGGUGGCUGAGGUGAACAAAGUGAGAGUUGAGCUGCAGGAGCAGAUUGGACACCUGCAGGCUGAAAGGACAGCACAGGAAGGGCUGAAAGAGAAGAUUGCUGCCCUGGAGAGGCAAUUGAAAGUGUUAUCAAGUAACCACCGAGAGGCCCUGCUGGAUAAAGAGAGUGAAAUCUCUACUCUCCAGGAGAAGCUGAGGAUGAAAGAGGCUGAGAUCUCCAGGAUGAGGGAAGAGGAGGCCCAACGAGCUAGUUUCCUGCAAAACGCCAUCAUGGCCUAUGUGCAGGGCUCUGCCCUUGGAGCCCUCAGCCCUAGGAAAUGAGCAUGUCCGAAGGAAUCCCAGGUGCCUGCUGUCAGGAAUAGGGGGGCGUGAUCUGUGUGCAGCUCCUUCUUCCGGAGCAGGCCUGGUUUCUCAGGAGAGUGGUGUUACUCCUCUCGGAAGCACAAGGGGGUCACAGACACAGAAUCCCUCAGGCCAUUCAGAAAUUCUGCUGCUGACAGCAAUGAGGUCUGAAGAAAGCAACUAGCCAAGGCUGGGGUUAGGGAUAGCCAGGACUGAGUUCUCCCACUUCACCGUGUUAGACUCUGUCCACACUAGAGCCUGUAACAGCCUUUGAAAACAGUUUUUAUGUUUUGUCACACAACAUAAGCCUAUCUGUAUCUGCCCCACACACUGAUACUAACCAUGUUGUAGGAGCCUGGGAGAGAGGUGUCCACCUGCAGCACUAAUUUGGAUGCUAUGGCUGUUCACAAAGAAAGUCUUGUCAACACUCACUCGACAGGGGAACUGUCAAAAACAGCUCACAUGCUUGGGAGCCAUCUGUGUCACUCUAGGCAAAGUACAGUGAGCACAGAUACUACGGUGAUGGGUGACACAGACAUACUUGUAAUGAAUAAAAUCAGCUAUGCUGGCAGGUGACUGCAGAACCAGGCUGGAUAAUGAAUUGUUAGCUAUGGCUGAAGCCCCUACAGUCCUAGUUGAUACUGAAAAGUAGGGAAGAUCCUGUCCUUGCUCAGUAUGAACCACUGUCCUAAACUGGGGCCUCUUUAACAAGACAGUGGCAGAGAACAGCAUUUAGUUCCACAUGGUGGGGGAGUCACAGUGGAUCCUACUAAAUAGACAAGCUGCAAAGAAUGAACUCCUGGCUCCAGAAGGUCCCUGAGCUGUGCAGUGCCUAUUUCCUUGGCUUUGAACUGGUGAAGAGGGUGUGAGUUGUUCUCUUUCCAUUGCUAUAGUAUUUCAGAAAAUAAUGUGUAGGAGACGGUGAAUGAUUUUAUAUUAAUUUUAAUGCACAUUUUUAAAAUGAAGAUGAAAGUGAAGUAUGUGUCCUUCUCUCUGGGUCUAGGGGUUGAUUUGUUUUCAUGGUUUGUUUUGCAGGGUUUAUUUUAAAAUAAAGAGCUUUUGCAUUUUGUUAUAA